Molecule: messenger RNA, 1689 nt
Organism: Diplodia corticola
Lineage: Eukaryota; Fungi; Ascomycota; Dothideomycetes; Botryosphaeriales; Botryosphaeriaceae
Product: alpha beta-hydrolase
Exons: 5
Coding region: 1-1689 (562 amino acids)
Molecular function (GO): carboxylic ester hydrolase activity
Source: RefSeq, a predicted model, not a curated record
AUGCGUUACGGCUACGGUGCCAUCUUGCUCGCCGCCGCCGAGGCCGCUCUGGCCGCCCCUGCCACCCGCAGGGCUGCUGCUCCAGUUGCCUCGGUGAAGAACGGCACCAUUGAGGGUGUCCACAACCCCGAGUACAACCAGGACUUCUUCCUCGGACUCCCCUUUGCUCAGCCGCCCGUCGGCGAGCUCAGGUUCCGCGUGCCGCAGCCCCUCAACACCAGCUUUGCCGCCACCUGGCCCGCUACCGACUAUGCCCCCUCGUGCAUCGGCUACGGCAGUGACCAAUUUGGUUACGAAAUCUCCGAGGAUUGCUUGUACCUCAAUGUUGUGAAACCCGCCGGCUAUGAGAACCAGUCUCUCCCCGUGGCUUUCUGGAUCCAUGGCGGCGGAUUCUACGAGGGUGGUGCCGGCGACCAUAGGUACAACUUGUCCUUCAUCGUCCAGAACGGUGUUGAGAUUGGCAAGCCUUUCAUCGCCGUGUCAACCAACUACCGCCUCAGUGCCUGGGGUUUCUUGAACGGUGAUGCUGUCCAGGCGUCUGGCAAUACCAACCUCGGUCUUCGCGAUCAACGCCUGGCUCUUCACUGGGUCCAGGAGAACAUUGCUGCUUUUGGCGGUGACCCCGACAAGGUUACCAUCUUUGGAGAGUCCGCCGGUGGGUGUUCCGUCGGUUUCCAUCUGACUGCCUACAAUGGUCGUGAUGACACUCUCUUCCGUGGCGCCAUCAUGGAGUCUGGCUCUCCUAUCUACUACACCACCCUCAACGAAAGCGCUGCCUUCCAGCCGAGGUACGACACGCUCAUCUCGCAGGCCGGCUGUUCCAACUCCACCGACAGUCUUGCCUGUCUGCGCUCUCUGUCCUACGACGACCUGAACGCCGUCAUCAACCAGACUGCACUUCUGAACUGGGGCCCGGCCAUUGACCACGACUUCAUUGCGGGCAAGACCUCGGACCAGCUUGUGAAGGGCGACUUCGUCCAGGUGCCCAUCAUUAUUGGAGCAAAUUCAGACGAGGGUGUGAGCUUUGGGCCACAGGGCAUCAACUCCUCCACGGAUUUUGUGAAGGCGCUGCAGUCCACUGGUAUUCCCUCCAACUUCACGUCUACCAUUCUCGCGGCUUACCCGGAUAUCCCUGCCGAGGGAAUUCCGGGCUCGCCGCCGCUGGGCUUCCUGCCUCCUGACUUCCGCUACGGUGCGCCCGAAGGUCCUCAGUACCGCCGUAGCGCCGCCUACUACGGCGAUCAGUACUUCGUCGGCAACCGCCGCCUGACAUGCGAGCGCUGGGCCGAGCACGGCGUUCCCGCCUACUGCUUCCGCUUUAAUGCCAUCCCCAACGGCGCCACAGCGGCCGCACACUUCCAGGAGGUGGCCUUCGUCUUCGACAACAUCCUCGGCACCGGCUACAACCCGCCCAUCUCGUCCAAGCCCUUUGAGAAUCGCGGCCAGAGUUACGUCGACCUCGCCAAGUUUAUGAGCUCCUCCUGGGCCAGCUUCUUUGUUGACCUCGACCCCAACGGCUACAACCUCCAGGGCAAUGCCACCGUCGAGCAGUGGACCCCCUACGACAUUGCUGAUCCCAAGGAUAUCGUCUUCCAUGCCAACGUCACCAGCUACAUGGAGCCCGAUACUUACAGGGCUGCUGGCAUGAAGCUGUUCAAGGACUACGCUACUUCUGUGUACAGCAGGUAG